AUGGCAGCAUCGGGCCCGCGACCCGGGAGCCGGCUUUUCCGAACGUACGGGGCUGCCGGUGUCUGGGGGCCGCGGCUGCGGUCGGGGCGGGCAGCCGCGCAGUGGUUCCCGCCCCAAGACCGGAAGCGUUCCUUCAGCAGCAGCAGUAGCAGCGACGCCAGCAACAGCGGCCCCUCGCAGUCUGCUGCUUCCGACGAUCCGGACGACCCCGACUUCUGCGGCAGCCCGCUCCUCAAACCGCAGAGGCGCCGUGGCGGCCGAGUCCCCGGGGGCCGGCCGAGCCCGAUCGGGACCCCACGGCGCCUGAGGCUGCGCGCUCGGCCCCCGCACAACUGCAGCACCCCGCUCGGCACGCUCGGCCCGCCGCCCUUCCCCGACAGCCACCUGCGCGGCCUCAGCCCGGACCCCAGCGUGGGCAGCCAGCCCACGGUUUGCGACGAGCUGGGCACCAGUGCCUCCCUGUUCGGCUCUCCGGCCUCUCCCGGCAGCCCCGGGCCUGGGGCCCCAGCGCCAGCGGACAGUGUCAUCUGUGCCGGCCCCUCCGCCACUCUGGACACAGCCUCCGCAGUUCCCAGAGGCUUCCGCUGCCCGGUAGCCGCCCGGGACCGGGCAUCUGUCCGCUGCUUCUGGAAGGCAGCGUCGGAAGGAGGCAGGCUCACCAGGGCUGCCCACCAAGCGCGUGCCGCCCUCAGGUCAGCUCUCUUUAGACUUACGGACUCAGGAAACCCUGAGAAUUCUGAGUUUGGGGCAGAUGGGAAGAAUAUGAGGGGGUCCUGCUGUGAAAGAGAACUGGUGGCAAACAGGGCGGAGGGCCCAGGUUUGGCAAGCACCGGUAAGAAGACAGCCACAGACCAGCACUCUUGCCAAGAGAAUGGGUCUCAGGAGGUUGUCCAGGUAGAAAGCAAGAAAGCCAGAGGUUGCAAACGCUGUAUUAAAGCUGAGGAAAUCAAAAGGCCUGAAAGAAGUAGGCCAAGCCGGAAGAGGAAACAUCAGGAGAUAGCUGAAGCCUCUCUUCUCCAAGAUCAUCCAUUUAAAAAGGGCCAAAAGAUGAAAACAGAGUCAUUCCUCACCCAGAACCUGACUCAUUUACAAGAUACCUGCUCUUGGGCCAGAACCAGGGCCUCCCUCUCUUUCCACAAGAAGAAGAUUGUGACCGCUGUGCCAGAGGUGUGCAGCGGCUCCGUCAUUGCAAUUUCUUCCUCGGAGUCCCUCUUAUCAGAAUAUUCACACCCUCCUAUCAUGAACAGAACAAACAGUGCUCUGUCCCCUUGGCAAUCCUCCUCCAUGUAUUUGCUAAGCCCCUUAAAGACUCUACAUAUUGUAGACAAAAAGGCAUCUGAUGCUGAAAAGGUUUAUGGGGAAUGCAAUCAGGAAGGUCCUGUGCCCUUUAGCUGCUGCCUUUCCACAGAAAAACUGGAACACUGUGAGAAGAUUGGGGAAGGAGUGUUUGGCGAAGUUUUUCAAACAAUCACUAAUGAUACACCUGUAGCCUUAAAAGUCAUUGCUAUCGAAGGACGGGGUUUAGUCAAUGGAUCCCAUCAGAAAACCUUUGAGGAAAUCCUGCCAGAGAUCAUCAUCUCCAAAGAGUUGAGCCUCUUGUCUGAUGAGGCACACAACCGCACAGAAGGCUUUAUUGGGCUGAACUCAGUGCACUGUGUCCAAGGGUCUUACCCUCCCUUGCUCCUCAGAGCCUGGGAUCACUAUAACUUGACCAGAGGGUCUGCAAAUGACCGGCCUGACUUUUUUGAUGAACACCAGCUCUUCAUUGUGCUGGAAUUUGAGUUUGGAGGGACCGACUUAGAGCAAAUGAGAACAAAGUUGUCCUCCAUGGCUACUGCAAAGAGCAUUCUCCAUCAGAUCACCGCAUCCCUCGCUGUGGCGGAGGCAUCACUGCAUUUUGAGCACCGAGACUUACACUGGGGGAAUGUUCUCUUAAAGAAGACCAACCUCAAAGAGCUCCACUAUACCCUCAAUGGGAAGACAGGCACUAUCCCCACCUGUGGACUGCAUGUCAACAUCAUUGACUACACCCUCUCACGCUUGGAGCGGGAUGGAAUAGUGGUUUUCUGUGACAUUUCCAUGGAUGAGGACCUAUUUACAGGUGAAGGUGACUACCAGUUUGAGAUCUACAGGCUAAUGAGGAAGGAGAACAACAACUGCUGGGGUGAAUACCACCCUUAUAAUAAUGUGCUCUGGCUACAUUACCUCACAGAUAAGAUUCUGAAACAAGUGACCUUCAGGCAUAAAAAUAACACCUCUGCCAUGAGGCAAGUGAAGCGAGAGAUCCAGCAAUUCCAUAAGACAAUGCUGAACUACAGCUCUGCCACAGAGCUGCUCUGUCAACACAGUCUAUUUAAGUAAGUUGAGUGUGCCUUACGGUCCCAAACUGAGAAGGCACUGAUCUUGGAGCCCCUAGAGAUACUGUUUUUAAUCUCCAUCCCCACAGCAGGAUGGAAUUCCCAUUCUUAUAUGUUUUCAAACAAGAAUUUUGUUUCCAAGUGGUACUACCGAAAUGAUUAAACUGCUCUUAAUACACUGUGCAUGAGAACAAGUGUUUACAACUCACAAGGUCUCUUUCUGUCAGCAGAGUCCAUUCUGUAAAUGCCUUUCCAUAUUUUCUUUUUUGAGCCUUGACACUAGGUAGCCUGAGCAAAAACGAAUUGGGAGAGCCCAAGGCCUCCAUUCUCAUACUGAUCAGAGCCUGCUGCUUUGGCUUCGGGAACCAGACUACAGAUGAGGAGUCACAACCGAAAGCAAAGAGGCUGCGGCAAAGCAGAGAGCCAAAGAGACAGACUGGAGGGAGGAAAGAAAGAUGGUAGAUAAUUUAUAGGAGAGCUGAGACAAAUGCCACAUGUUUAUCAAGCUCACUUGCGAAUCACAUAGGGAAGCAGAAUUUUAUCCUUUGUCAAAAGAAAAAUAAAUGUCUCCAUGGCUACUAACAAGGUUUGAAUUUUUGCUUAUUUUUCAUCAGGGAGAGAAAAACUGAAAUGUUCCCUUAAGAUCUGAGGGGUUGAUAUUCCUUCUAAAUGUGCUUUUGGUAAUUUACUCCUGUUUUCCUGUGGUUAAUCUAGUUCUUACUCCUUUUCUAGAACUCUAAUUUUUAUACUUCUGGGAACCCAUAGUCUGUGAUAAAGAACCACCUUUAAGUACCUGAGUCUUUGUCAGGUUGAUCACUCUUACAACCUGAAACCCUUGUAUUUUGAUUGGAACACAAAUUUGCAACUGGAAUUUGGCUUCAAAGAGAUUUUCCCCAUGUAUCUGCAAAAUAAAAUCAGAAAGUGGGAAGUCAAAGCUAGGGUUGCUUUGCCACCUGUUGCUCUGCAGUGAUGAGCACUAAACACUUACAUUGAAGAGGAAUUCUUUGUGGUCAGAAAGCCUCUGGCUUGUGAGCAUGUACAUCACCGAUGGUCUGCAAUUGAGAGGACAUGUGUAAUGCUACCAACUGAGUACACUAGGACAGAGGGCAUUGGAUCCUUAAGGGAAAUCAAAGUUGGGUGUCAAAAUGUAAAGUGGCCAUUAGGGCAGUUGGGAUGAGGUAGAAUAUUUGAAUUCUGUAUAGCUGGGCUGGCUUUCUGUCACUCCACAGAGUGGCCUUACUUUUCUUCCUCUUUUUUCCCAACCCCACAGCCCCUCACAUCCCUCCUUUGGUAUCACAAGGGCACCCUUUUGCAGACAGACCAGUUGGCACUGUUCCUCCUUUGAUACUACUAUGGAGUUUCUUCUUGUGUGCUGUCAAGUCAAUUCCGACUCAUAGCAAGCCUAUGGGACAGACUAGAACUGCCCCACAGGGUUUCCAAGGUUGCAGUCUUUACCGGAGCAGAUUGCCAGAUUCAAACCACUGACCUUUUGGUUAGCAGUCAAACGCUUCACCAUUGCACCACCAGGGCUCCUUAUGGAGUUUCUAGGACCCAGCUAUUAGUGCCUAGAGAUCAAUGUUGGAGCCUGGUUCUAAGCAGCCUCCCCACAAAGAAGGGGAAGGCCCACAUCCAUCCUGACCACCAGUUCCAGGCCCAGGAGAGACUGCCUGAAGCUGUACCCCAGGCACGGGCAGUCACUCGUGUCCCCCUUGGAAGUACUUACUUGGUGAGAACUGCAAUGAAGGCAUGCUUGAAUCGAAGGGUGGUCUUACCAGGCAAAGGCAAAGAACUUCUUUCAUUGGAACUAGGAAAUAAAGAGUGUCAGUUCCCAGCAUCCCUGCUUUGUACAUUAGCAGCUGCUUCUGUAUCUUGGCUUCCCAGGGCCCUCAGGGGUCAGAAAGGAAAAGGUUCUCAGAGAUAAGCAUUUGGAGUACAGAAGGAUUUUCAGAAGGGCUUGUUAAAAGUGCAGGUUCUGGGGAUUGCCCCUUGAUUGGUUCAGUUAGUCUAGGGUGGGGAUGAGAAACCUGCAUUUUAACAAGUUCUCCUGCAGGGGUGACUGGCUAGUCUCAUUUGGCCCCUCUCUGUCCCCCUGCCCACAAGCUGAGUCAUUGCGGUGGCAAGGGGCCCUUUGUGGGCUCACAGAAACUCCCUCCAUGGGCCACAGGGGAGCCCUCGCUCUCACAGCAUGCACGGGAGGCGGGGUUCUUCCAGGGCCACAGCCCAAGCCUGGUGUGCUACAGGUGCAACUCACUUGGUGAUCGUCACAGUGAUGUCUGCUGUCCUGUUGGGAAAGGCUUUCUCCUCCAGCUGCCAAACUACCAAAAUGUCUGCCUAUUUUAAAAGGGAAAAAAUGGUCACUUGAGCCCUGGUGGUGCAGUGAUUAAGAGCUCGGCUGCUAACCGAAAGGUCGCAGUUCAAAUCCACCAGCCGCUCCUUGGAAACUCUAUGGGGCAGUUCUGCUCUGUCCUGUGGGGUCGCAAUGAGAAUCGCCUCGAUGCCAACAGGUUUUUUGUUUGUUUCUAUACCACUCACAACUGAAAUUGCUUCCUAAUAAUUAAACAAACCAAGAAAACAACUAAUACAUCCUCACAUUUUUGUAGCAACUUCCACACUCAUUUCGUUUGAACCUCACGAUGUCGGUGUGGAGUAAGCAGGACAGACAGUAUUAUUCCCAUUUUACCAUUGGAAAAACCAAUCCAGAGAGUCCAGUGACGGCCCAGCAGCACAAGGAUAAUCAAUAGCCGAUCAGGAUUCCCAACUUUUACUCUGAUGCUCCUGCCCUAUUACUCCCAACUCUGGACUACCGGGGUGAGCCAACAGUUUGUCUCUGGCUGUAUGUUGGGAAACCACCCCCCACCUCCCCCACUCCCUACUCUGAGAGCAACCUCAUUAGUUCUGAGUGCUGCUGUGGAUUGUGCAAUAAAGAGACACUCUCGGGAACCACAAUUAAGAGAUUCGGACUCCAGGAUAAUGAGAAGAGCCAACCAAUCAGAACAGACUCACAGACGACCUCUUGAAUAUGGGGUGACCGAUCUUGCAGUUCAUGACCAGGAUAGAUGCAACUGGCUUAGGGUCAUCACACUGAAUAUUUGGAGAGGGAGGCUGUGAACACAGAGGAAGACACAUUCUUGAAGGGGGAAAAAAAGGGAGCCGCUCCUUCACACCAAUUGAGCAAACAUUUGCUGAUUUCUCCACAUGCCAAGCACCCUUAUCUGGACCACAGAAAUCAGACUUGGCCCCUGCCUUCCUCCCAAGCUGGGCAGUAGGGCUUAGAUCAUUGAGGAAUUUAAAUAGAAGGUCUAAAGAGUAAGUCUGUAAGAAGGGUACAGAGAAUACCAGUGGACAAAGAGAUUAAUUCCAACUAUCGUCAUUAGUUGUCGUCAACUCUUCUGACUCAUGGCGACCCUAUGUGUGCAGAGUAGAUCUGCUUCACAGGGUUUUCAAGGCUGUGACCUUUUGGAAGCAGGUUGCCAGGCCUGUUUUCUGAGGCACCUCUGAGGAGGUUUAAACUGCCAACCUUUCAGCUAGUAGUCAAGUGCUUAAAUAUCUGUGCCACCCAGAGAUUCCUUAAUUCCGACUAGGAGGAAUCUAAAGUCUUCAUGGGAUGGGAGACAUUUGGACUGGACCUUGGACCAACGCGCACGUGAUACACUGAGGUAGGCUGGAAGGAGGUGUGGACCCAAGCCCUGCCAUGCAGCUUUCUCAACCAUGGUUCCUCAUCUGCACCACAGAUGGUACUUUACUAGUUUCAUUCAAGAUGCAUAGGAGAGAAGUUCAUUUUUUUCACAUAAUGGAUGCUGUCCUCUCCCAGUGAGCCUAAGCUCACCAGGGACAAACUUGCAGUUUGAAAAAGUUGGUUUAUUGAUUCACUGCAGUGAGGAAAACCCCACUAUGGUACAUCGGGGGGCUUUAAGCUGGUUCAAAGCAAUUCAGUCAGGGCUGAUGAAGUGAAAUCGGAACAAACACAGAUUUUUAAAAUUUGAGUGAAGCGGAACAAUAAGCAGAAUGGAAAAAAUUACGGGUUGAAACCCUGGAAUGGGAGACUUGGAAGAGGUGUAGUGAGCUCUCUCAGGAGCCUGAUGCGGAAGAUUGGAUUAUUGCCAGGAAUGUGGAGCGUGACACAUUCCAAGCGGUGGGGGCGGCCUCCAUCUUUAAGUGAAGCACCACUGUUUCUGAUUCUGCUUGUCAAGAGAUUUGGUUGCCAUGCAACUCGCAUGCUGCCCUUGUUUUCUAGGAGGGAGAUUAAGUUUCUAACAGGGCUUCGAUCCAUAAUUUUUCCCAUUCCUCUUAUUGUUCUGCUUACCCACAUCUUAAAAAUUUGAUUCUAUUUGGGUUUUGCUUCAUCAGCCAUGACUCAAGUGGGCAGAACUGGUUCAAAGCCCUGGGUGCAUCUCAUCAAAAAAAAGGAGGGGGGGUGAUUAAAGUAUUCUGGGGCAGAUUGAAAUUUAGGUGAGAUUUAAAUAAAGCAGUGUUUUCACAGGCUCAAAGCAGGGCUCUGUGUAAAGGGGUCAGUCAACAUCAGGUCUGGACUGCGACAUCACCCAACACUCAUUUCCUUGGCAACUGUAAAGUUAAGGUAGAUGUGGAAAGAUGUGUCCAGAAACCCUAUAUCGGAAGUUUCGCAACUCAGUGAGAAAUUGAGACUGCGUCUCUUUGUCAAAGUGACUUAGAUUCUCCAGGCAAGAGCAAAUGCAUUUCAUAAUUACUGACGUAACUUCCAACAGCAAAGUUUCUGAUAGUCUAUGAUUUUAGAGAACAGAAAUUUUCAGUUUUACGAUACUUUCCAGCUUCAGGGUGUCCGUGGGAAAAAUACUGUUUCUAUUGUCUCUGCAGCUGGCUUUGUGUCUGUGAUCCCAACCUAAUGAAAAAAAAAAAAAAAGCCCAAACCCAUUGCCGUCAACUCCGACCCCUGGCAACCUCACGUGUGUCCAGAGUAGAGCUGUACUCCAGAGGGCUUUCCAUAGCUGUAAUCUGAUGGCAGAGUCCCUGGGUGGUGCGGUCAAACUGCUCGACUACUAAACCAAAGGGUCGUGGUUCGAAUCCACCCAGAAGCACCUUGGAGGAAAGGCCAGAUGAUCUCUGCUUCCGAAAGGUCACAGCCUUGAAAACCCCAUGGAGCACAGUUCUAUUCUGCGACACAUGGGGCUGCCAUGAGUUGGAAUCGACUCGGUGGCAGCUAGUUUGGUUUGGAUUUUUUAUUUAAUCUGAGGGAAGUAGAUUGCCAAGCCUUUCUUCUGUGGUGCCACUGGGUGAAUCUGAGCCACUAACCUUUCAGUUAGUAGCUGAGCGCCAACUGUUUGCGCCACCCAGGGACCUACCUGAUGAAUGGCAGGACAGAUGUUUACUUUUCCAGUCCUGUUAAUUUUUACUCUCUCAAUGCCUUAACGGCAUUAGUUUAUCUCUCAGAACCCUGGUUAAGAAAGGCUAGAGGCAGAGGAGUGACGAGCAACAAAAGGGCACCACUGGAGGUUUUGGAGGCAGAGAAUGGCAUGGUUGGGUCCAUGGCACAUGGAUGGAUUGCAGGGGAUUCGUGUAGUUAAUAAACGUUUAUUAGAUGGACCAGGAUGAAGCCAGAGGCAGGAGGACCAGGCAGGCCUGCAAAAAAGCAGGUGUACAGUGAGGGACAGACAUGGACAGCAUGUUUCCAAAGCUGCUCCCAGAGUUACCUUUUGUAUCCUUUUAAACUGUAAGUUUCUGGGGUAUGUCAAAGUCAGGUUUGUCAUGUAGGAAUCUUCCCCAGCGUUAGUUACAUUCAUGUUCAUAGUCAGCUCCUUGGUGAGACCUACCACCAAUUCCUCCCUGCACAGGGUAUAGGAAUAGAGAAAAAUGUUACCAGUUUACUUAAUCUUGAAAAACCAGGAUGCAAGAUAAUAUAACCCCACCCACUGCUGUCGAGUCAGAUUCCGCCUCAUAGCAACCCUGUAGGACAGAGUAGAACUGCCCCAUAGGGCUUCCAAUCUUUACAGAAGCAGACUGCCACAUCUUUCUCCUGCAGAGCUAGCGGCUGGUGGGUUUGAACUGCCAACCUUUAGGUUAGCAGGCGAAUGCUUUAACCUCUGCACUGCCAGAGCUCCUAAUAGCCCAUUUUUAACUGACUUCUUAGAUAACUUCGACAAGUUGCAUAAAGGAUACAUUGAACCUAGAUCCUCUUUCCCCCCAGUAAGCAAACACCUGGACCGACACUCUCCCUUAGUUGAUGUGGGAGAUGGUAACAAUGGCUACCCUUCAGUUACUGUUUAUUCAGUGCUUACCAUGUGCCAGGGACUGUGCUAAAGGCUUCACAUGCUCGAUUAAUUCUCACAACCCCAUGAGAUAGUAUAGUUACUCUAACUCCAUUUUAUAUCAAGAAGGAAACCAGAGUCCAGAGAAGCGAACUGAUUUGCCUGAGGUCUAGCAGCCUCAGAUGGCGUUGGGAGAAUUAGAUCCAGAUCCUGUUCCUACCACCAAUGUACUGUGACCCUAGGCAAGGGAUGUCAUUACACAAACCCCUCCAUUCUGCCCAUGCUCUGCUCAGCACUGGAGAUCGGUGGUGCAUAGGACAGACGCUAUGCCUGCGCUCACACAGCUUUACCUUUCUUGACCUCAGCCUUCCCACCUGCCCGAUCAUUAAGGCCCUUCCAGCGUAAAGGCUGGAUCUGUUAGCCUGGAGAAAAGGAGACUUGGGGAUACACGAGAGCUUCCUGCAGACCACUGAGGCCCGGGGGCCCCAGGAUGCAGAACCAGCGUCUGUAGUGGAGAUCUACAAGAAUGCACAUUACCAAUAGGAAGAAGACUUCCCAACCAUCCAAAAGCCCAAAGAAGGAAUGUGCAGGUCUAGGAAGAAAUGACGUGUAUUAAUUUAAAAAAAAAAAAUCAUUCUUGCAGCUGAGAAGAUGAUAGAUUGAUUGGAGAGAGACGGGAGGCAGAGACCAGUUACAGCAUCUGACAGGUGACAUGUGCCUGAAAUAAGACAAAAGUAGUGGGGUGUGGGGAACAGGUAGAAACCAAAGAUGGUGAGGCUCUGCUUGCAUACAGAGUGAAAAAGAGAGGCGUCGAGGAGGAGGCCUGAGUUUCCAGCUCGGAGACUGAAUGGUUCUAUCGACUGAGGGAGUGAACACAGGAGGAAGGGCAGACUGGCGGAAGAGACAAUGAGCUGGGCUUGGGACAUGAGAAGAGGCGCCUGUAGGAUAACGAGGUUGUUGUUAGCUGCCAUCGAAUAGAUUCCAACUCUCAGGGUCCCCCAUGCACAGAGCAGAACUGCUCCAGAGGGUUUUCAAGGCUGUGAUCUUUCGGAAGUAGGUCAUCAGGCUUUUCUCCCAAGGAGCUUCUGGGUGGGUUUGAACUGCCAACCUUUUGGAUAGUAGUCAAGCGCUAAACAGGGACUCCUGGGUAACAGGUAAAAAAACAGGUAGGUAACAGGUAGAGAUGUUUAAAUGUUAGCUGAAUAGAGCCCAGGAGAGAGAACUGAGAGUCAUCAGAAUAUUUAACAAGGAUUCUUAACCUGAGGUCCGGGGACAGUUUCAGAGGGUCCUGAGCGCAAACAUUUAUGUAAUAUAUUUGAUGUUCUAGGGAGAAGGGCCUGUAGCUUUCACUAGGCUCUUUCAGGGAUCCAGGUCUGCAGAAAGGUAAAAAUCCACCGAUUCAGUUGGAUGCUGACAAUUAGGUUCGGUGACACUUUUGAAUAAAGAGGAGAGGUACUGGCUAUGUACACUAGGUGGCGCUAUUAGCCAAGCUGCAUGUGCUGUGUUGCUAGUCCACACAGACCGCUGGGCAGGCGGUUCUUGGCUGUAAUUAAUUCCUCGUUGGAAACAGCUGCAUCUGCUUAUUAGGCUGGAUUCCAAACCACUCUAAUGUCUUGAAUUGGGCCCUCAGUGAUGGGGAAGGGCCGCCUUAAGCCAGCCACGUCUGAAACGAAAUCCCUGCACGCCUAUGAGCGGGUUUACCAGGACUCAGCGAUCAGCGUUCUUCCUCGUAGAUACCACCUUUGCCCAGCUGAGGACCAUCAACCAUGUUACACCCACAGAACUCGUGGCCAGGGUGGGUA
Molecule: messenger RNA, 10380 nt
Organism: Loxodonta africana (African savanna elephant)
Lineage: Eukaryota; Metazoa; Chordata; Mammalia; Proboscidea; Elephantidae
Gene: HASPIN
Product: histone H3 associated protein kinase
Exons: 1
Coding region: 1-2361 (786 amino acids)
Biological process (GO): intracellular signal transduction; protein phosphorylation; mitotic cell cycle
Cellular component (GO): nucleus; cytoplasm
Molecular function (GO): histone H3T3 kinase activity; ATP binding
Source: RefSeq, a predicted model, not a curated record